Messenger RNA from Salvia splendens (bonfire salvia), 1286 nucleotides. RefSeq names its product acyl-CoA-binding domain-containing protein 1. The transcript has 7 exons. Gene Ontology annotation, molecular function: protein binding; fatty-acyl-CoA binding. The record is from RefSeq and is a predicted model, not a curated record. Lineage: Eukaryota; Viridiplantae; Streptophyta; Magnoliopsida; Lamiales; Lamiaceae. Bases 1 to 1035 code for a protein of 344 amino acids.
AUGGCGGAGUGGCACCAAUUCCUUCAAUCGGUGUUGUUCGGGCUAAUCUUCUCCUACCUGCUCGCGAAGCUAUUCUCCGUUAUAUUCACCUUCCGCGACGAUAAUCUGAGGAUCGCGCGAGCUAGUUCAUCGGAACCCGAAGCUGAAGAGAAAGCCGCAGAUUAUUCGGAUGAGAAUGAGCCCUUGAUCCCCGGAGAUGGGAUAUACUCGUAUCAUGAUCAUAGUGAUAGUGAUGACGAUUGGGAGGGCGUUGAGAGUACCGAAUUGGAUGAGAUCUUCAGUGCCGCCACUGCGUUUGUUGCGGCCACGGCUGCCGAUAGGGCGGCCGUGAAGGUGUCCAAUGAAGUCCAGCUACAGCUCUAUAGCUUGUAUAAGAUCGCGAUCGAGGGACCAUGUUCGGAUCCAAAGCCUUCUGCCUUGAAAAUGACUGCUCGUGCCAAAUGGCAAGCAUGGAAGAAAUUGGGUGCUAUGCCUCCUGAAGAAGCAAUGGAGAAGUACAUUGAUGUUGUUUCGGAGUUAUAUCCCACUUGGGCUUCUUGCCUUGCCAGUCAGCAUAAGAAGAGAGAUGAAAGUAACAGCGAUACAUCUAUGGGAGGUGCCGGGGGAGGACCUAUGGGACCUGUUUUUAGUACAUUUGCUUAUGAAGAGGAAUCAGGAAGUGACUUGAAAUUGGAUGAUUUUCAUGCUUUUGCACGAGAAGGAGAUGAAGUAAACCUGCUCAAGUGCAUUGAGAUCGAUGCCCCCUUAAAUCUGAAAGACAGUGAGGGCCGCACUCCUUUGCACUGGGCUGUAGAUCGAGGCCAUUUGAACAUUACUGCAUUGCUUCUGAACAAGAACGCUGAUGUAAAUGCUAAGGAUGGUGAAGGUCUAACCCCUUUGCAUUAUGCUGCUGGGUGUGAGCGAACUGCAAUCGCAGAGUUACUUGUGAAACACGGUGCUGACAUAGAAGUGCGAGACAAUGAAGGAAAUGCUCCUAGGGAUCUUUGUGGGUCAAGGUGGUCAGGGUUGGAGCUUGUGACUAAAGCGGCUGGUUAAUUCUUUCAAUUCAAGGGUUCCAACAAUGUACAUUCUUCUGUCUUAAACUUCUCAAAGAUUAGGCAAUUUUUAAGCCUUGAUAGAUUGGCGCUGCUGUCUGAACUUUUGUAGUUCCUCACCUCGAUUUGUUCUUUGCUUACUUGGAUAAAUGAGAGUUUGGAGGGCUCAUGUUUAAUUGAAGCUAAUCCAAUUCAUGCACUGUCUCGUCUUCGUUUGUUAUGCAACAUUCUUAGCGUCAAUUUAUUUAACAA